ACGCGCAAGAUGGCGGCGCUGGUGCGGCCUCGGUGAGGGGAGGGGGGUUUGAUCGCGCCCGCAGCGACUCCGCGGCCUGGCGCCGGCCCCGGCCCCCGGCCCCGGCCUCGGCCCCGGCCCCGGCCCGGUGCGGCAGGCCCGCCCCGCUCGCCGCACGCAGACAUGUCAGAACCCCGGAGGGUGGCCUUCAACACUGUGAGCGCGCCCGACGCCGUGCCCGCGCCUCCCGCCGCCCCCAAGAAGAAGCGGCGAGAGGAGCGGGGCGAACAGGGCAACGUGCGCUUCGGCCUGAGGCUGAGCGAGCCCAGCGACCGCAGCCACACCGAGUACAACUACAACGAGCUACUGCGGGAGGCCAAGAGAAAUCCUACCAAUCCUGAUGAUCCUUUUAAUAAUGAAGAGAAAGAAAGGAAAGAAGUGGAAGCUUUAGCGAAGAAACUUGAGGAAAAAUAUGGUCAGAAGAACCACAAGCGACGAAAAGACCGCAUGCAGGAUUUAAUUGACAUGGGAUACGGCUAUGAUGACACUGAUCCAUUCAUUGAUAACUCUGAAGCGUAUGAUGAGUUGGUUCCAGCCUCCCUGACAACGAAAUAUGGAGGAUUUUACAUAAACACGGGAACACUGCAAUUCCGGCAGACUUCGGACACUGAAGACGAAGAUGUGGUGGGGAAGAAAAGAUUAAAAUCACCUAAAAAACAAAAAUUAAGAGAUGGUGAAGACAGGGUAGUGAGAAAACAAAGAAGGAAAGACGAAGGAGGGAUGAAAGAGAAGAAGCCAAGGAAGCUGAAGGUUCCCAAGGAGUCUGGAGUGGUGGCCCUCAAUGCAGUCAAACAUCAAAAGAAGAAGCGGAGAAAUCACAAUGACACACUGUCGCUCGCCGCAAUGCUCAAAAAGUUCCAAAAGGAGAAAGAAGCCAUGAAGAAGCAGGAGACCAACGUGAAGCAACUGCCUGCCUCUCAGCCGACAGAUCAGGCCACAAAGAAUCCUGGCAUUUCCGAGUAUAACCUAGCUGCAUCCGAUCAAGUCUUUUCGAUUCUGGGGAGUUCCAAUGAGAAUGACUUGCUUCAGGAAGCUGCCAAUGCCAUGGAGUUGCUUGGGGAUUUGGACAUAGAUAAGCUGCUGGCAGAAACACCCAGUGGAAGCCCAGCCUCUGAACCUGAGGAAAGCAGCAACACUGCAGUGUCUUCAAGCUGCAUCCUACCCACCCAGAGCCAAAAGCAGGUGCCCCAGUUGCCAUCAGGAAUAUCCGCUCAGCUUGAAAAACGCAUUCGUGAUCUUAAGACCUUAUGUUCUAUGUAUUCGAGCAACGAAGCAUACGCUGCCAAAGUUUCUGAAGGGGAAGGAAAGAAGAAAUUUUUCACCUCAGACAUUAACACCAUCCUGCUGGACAUUGAAUUACAGGUGCAGGAGCUGAAUCUGACUCACCGUUCAGGAGUGUACAGCUAUCUGGCUUCUUUCUUGCCCUGCAGUAAGGACACGUUAAUGAAACGUCUAAAAAAGCUACACCUCAAUGAGCAGGAUGAGCGGUUACGCGAUCCUACACAGAAACUGAAGGAAGCAGUGGCAAAUGCGAUGCCAGCACAGCUGAUAAAAUACCAAGAAGAACUGCAAGCACAUACACAGGCCCGGUUUGCCAAGAUGGCAUCUGAGGAGGAUCGAGAUAAGAAUGGAUCUGAAGAGGAGGAUGACGAUAAGCCAGGUCGAAGGGUCAUGGGACCACGGAAAAAAUUUCUUUGGAAUGAUUAUGUCAGGGACUUGCUGUGUAAUCUGGUGAAGAUAAAGCUGGGAUGUUAUGAACUGGAGCAAAACAAGUCACAGUCGGUGGAGGAUUAUCUGAAGGCUUUUAUGGAAACUGAGGUGAAACCUAUCUGGCCGAAAGGUUGGAUGCAGUCACGGAUGCUGCUUAAGGAGAGCAAGAAAGUGCAUAAUCAUCUGACAGCCACACCAGCCAAGAAGAAGGUGAUACUGGCACCAAAACCAAAAGUAAAGGAUUCAAGCCCAAAGAAAGAACAAAAGCUUUCUGCUUCUAUAGAUGCUGGGCUGAAAGUGCUGCCAGUGAGCAACAUCACACCUAUCAAUAUCUCAAGUUCCAGUUGUACCCCUAACCAAGACACUAUUUACUUGGAUGAUUCUCUAGAUGAGGAUCUGACCAUUAAACCCCCUUCCUUAGAGUCUGUGUCAGAUGCGUUGUCCGUCUUCAAUAGCACACCCAAGGCCACCAGAAUUGUAAAUAAUUCUGUCCCAGGCACAGCUCGACCUCAGCUUAUGACGAAAGAGGAUAAGAGGGUUGUGGCCAAGGUCACACCUCUGGCACUUUCUCCGAAAGAAGCCACACCAUCCCCAAAACUUGCCACCACAUCUCCAAAAGAAGCUACGCCCUCGCCGAAAGUGACCACGCCCUCGCCGAAAGUGACCACGCCCUCGCCGAAAGUGACCACGCCCUCGCCGAAAGUGACCACGCCGUCUCCAAAAGUGACCACGCCGUCUCCAAAAGCUUCCACGCUUUCUCCUGUUCCCUUGACCUUCAGUCAUUUAUUUGGUCACAGUUCGAGCACAAAGAAAUCCCAGGAUGCAAGUCGACCAGGAAUGAGCAGCUUGAUCGCUGGCUACACAGCUCCUUCGCCACAAGCGCCCAAAGCUCCUUCCGUGGCCUGCACGGCCAAGCAGCAGCAGUCUGGAGUGCAGAGGCUGAGCCAGUCGCAGGCCCAGGUCAACAAGCAGCAACCCCAGUCCAGCGUGCAUCACAACAGCCUCGCAUCUCCCUCGCAUGUCGUCAGCAAGGUUCACCAAAACCCGGUGGUGAAGUUGAACACCUGUCCGCAGCACCUGCUCUCGAGUCACUUGCCCCAGUUGUCAGAGAAGUCAGCCGCCUAUCAGUCAUCGUUUGCCCCCUCGGCUACCAGCAGCACCCAUGUUUCCCACACUUUGGCCUCUCGGACCAACGUCAGCCCAUCUACCUCUGGCAGUUACAUGCCGAAAGCCACGGUGCCCACCAGCACCUCAGUGCAAGGCUUCAAGCCUCCGUUCACCAUGGCUGGCCCGCUCAAGACUGUCACCACUUCCAGCGCCGGGAGCCAGAAUGUGUCGGUGGGGCCAGGUAAUGUGGGUGGGGGCUCUGCCAGCAGGCAAGGCAGUGCCAAACUCUCCGGCGGACCGUCUGGCAGCAGGCCGUCAUCUUCCAGUUCGGCCAGCGGUCAGCAACAAUCAGCGACCCUUGUGAAAAAAACCUCAGUGCCUCAGAAACUGGCCAGCCCUCCCGGUACAGCUGCACCUAGCAAAACCGUCACAGCUGCAGCAGUCAGCCGCAGCAGCUUGAGCGCAAGUGGGGCGUCCGUCAAAAGCAGUGGAGCGGCAGGGAGGAGCGGUGCCACUGGAUCCGUGGGCCUCAGCACCAGCAGCCGCAGCACCGCCAGCUCCAGCAUCUCUGUCAGCAGGACUGGGACUCUGAGCAAUUCAGCUGCCAAUAGGGGCAGCCCGACCGGAGCUGGCACAAGGACUAAUGUGAGUGGGGGGACAGGAAGCGGUGCUCAGGUUGCUAUAAAAAUGCUGCCCUCCCUUCACAGACCUUCCUCUGCCUCAGGAUCAUCAGCUGGUAUCCAGGCGACCGCUGGAUCAACCUUGUUGGCAAACACGUCACCUCUGACUCUAAUGCCAUCGCCCCUGAAUGUAACAAAUCUCAAUGCGACGUCUGCAUCUCUGAACACGGCGGCAGCGUUCAGCAUGUUGGGCAGCCUGGUUCCUGUUUCCCUUCCCUUCCAGCUGCCGCUCAACCUGCUGAGCUUUGCACCAGAAUCUGCCGUCUCCACCACCGCGCCUACUGGAUCUACCUCAGUUACGUUCCAGCACAACUUUACACAGAAUAUUUUGAAAGGUUUGCAGUCUAGUUCUACACAGCUUUCCCGAUCGAGUGUACCAGCCCACUUACAACAGAGCUACACAGAUGGCAACCAAAACCAGGGAGACUCUUCGAAGGUCCAGCGGAAAUCACAAUGACCUCAAAGAACGGAGUGACACAGGACAUGUUGGAUUGAAGUCUCCUGAUUGGUCCAGUUGCCUCCAUUUGGAGGCCUCUUGCUGGGUACAUGACUGAGGGCGUUUUCCUUUCGUUAUGUUUAUAAAACUUUUGACCCAGAGCACUGUGGGAAAGGGAACAUAUUUUACCAAGUCAAUUUACAAAUGGGACCUAACUAAGCUGGAGCUGGGACAGGCCAAUCUGUCCGUCAGCUCAUCUGCUAACCAGGAGGACUUCAGCCGUGGAUGAACUGAGAUGGUGAAAGAGGAUUCCAAAGCAUAAGGUUACUCAACAAGCACAGCAUUUAUUCCACAAGAUGUGUAGCGCAGACUUGGGGAUGGGGGCAGAGACCUGAGGCCCUGGCAGGAGACAAAGGAGGGGGUGUGUGGGGGGGGAGUGUGAGGGCCAGAGAGAAAGGUGAGACUAGGGGGUAGGAAGCAGGAGGCCAAGAGGGUCAAGGGGAAAAUUGAGACCAGAAUCCCAUAGGUACUAUAGAUGGGGGAAGGAGGGGAGAGCGAGAUCAAUGGAGAGUGUAAGGCCCAAAGGCAUGAAGUGAGAAAGAAUCCAGGACCCGUGAGAUGUGAGGUCUGGGAGAAGAAUUGUGUGUGAGGGGUGGGGGGGAUGGGGCAGGUGGGGCAGUGGCGGACAGAAAAGGGAGUCGAGUGUGUGGUCAAGGGCUGAGGAGAGAGGGGCUGGUCUGAAAGUGAGAUUGAAGGUGGUACAGCAUUAGUUGAGCAGGGAGGAGGGAGAGUGCGAGGCAGGGGAGGGGCAAGGGAAAAGGAUGGGAGGGGCUAAGGUGGGUGG
This is a messenger RNA of Pristis pectinata (smalltooth sawfish), 4816 nucleotides long. RefSeq names its product ubinuclein-2-like. The transcript is spliced from 17 exons. The coding region runs from base 163 to 3993 and encodes 1276 amino acids. The record is from RefSeq and is a predicted model, not a curated record. Lineage: Eukaryota; Metazoa; Chordata; Chondrichthyes; Rhinopristiformes; Pristidae. Gene Ontology annotation, cellular component: nucleus.